Verticillium dahliae VdLs.17 is the source of this 354-nucleotide messenger RNA. RefSeq lists its product as uncharacterized. Lineage: Eukaryota; Fungi; Ascomycota; Sordariomycetes; Glomerellales; Plectosphaerellaceae. The record is from RefSeq and is a predicted model, not a curated record. Bases 1 to 354 code for a protein of 117 amino acids. The transcript has a single exon.
AUGAGCCGGAACCUGCACCCGGAGGGCGACGGGCCGAUGUACGUCCAGCCGACUGCAGCGGCCCACGGGCCGGCUCUUGCUGCGCGUCGCGCCUUUGCUCUUCCGACUGGCGACGCAUACAUGACCGCGGUUCCACUCAAUGGCCACGUCACGGCAGUCAACGCCAACCGCGCCUUCGAUUUUGGGGGUCACGCUGAGAGGGCCACAUCUGUUACGGCCGACAUGGAGUUGGGGACAGACGAGCUCAUGAACGACGGCUCAUCUCAUGUUGAGCAGACGCACAUGCCGGACUCUUCUUCGGGCAACACUACGGCUUACUUUGUGCCCAUGGACAGGGCUUGGGGUCCGUAUUGA